UGGAGAGUUAGCAGCUGGCCUUGAUAUUACAAACUUGGUCACUUUCCCAAAUAGAUCAUACAUCAGAGUCAAAGUGGGAAGGCUGGAUCCUCAGGCCCCUCCGGGCAAAGAGCUCACCAUUAAUGAGGACCAAAUCAAAUGGCACAGAGCCUUCACUCAGGUAUGGAAAAAAUGGCACAGACCCUGGUUUUCCACAGAAUGGGAUGCAACAAAAGCAUUUCAGGCAUUAAUAAUUUUGAAAUUUAUUAUUUAAUAUAGCUUAUUUUUCAUAUAUAGUUUUCAUAUCUAGAUGGAUAGUGCUUUAAUGGAGAGAUUCUCUUUUUGAAAGAGUGACUUUUCCUGUAUGUUUGCACCUUCAGCCUCUGAGGCCGUGCAUGUUGGCCUUCAGUUUUGCUAAUGGCACUUUUCUUUGUACAUAGUAUUACAUUGCAUGUGAUACUGACAUUCCCUUUUUGUUUAUUGCAUGUAAAUAAGCCAUCCAGGAGAAAAUAUUGUCCUUUAAGAAACGCUGUAAGGUCUAUCAGUACAAAAACAAAUGAGCCACAAUAUCAAAAUGAGCAACAUGCGCAGAAGACAUCUCCCACUAAGAAGGAGCAAUGGCUAUCAGGGAGUCCAGCAUCAUCCAGCAUUCUUGUUUAUGAAAUCCAUGAAGCAGUUCUCCAGUCAGUGGAAUUAGAUUAAAUACUAAGCUGGCUGUAUCAGUAUUUGGGUUGAGAAUGAACAUCAUAAUUUUCUUGAUUUUGUAUGAAGAAGGUUCAGGAUAUAUACACCUAGGAGUGGUUGUAGCUGGUAAAUAGGUCUAAGGUGGGUGGAGGACUCCUAGCUAGCACUCAAAAAUACUUCAGACUCUAGUGAUGAGUAAGAAUCAGGGAGUGCUCCCAGAUCUCUUGCUUCAAAGGGAAUGCAACCCCUCACAGAACAAGGCAGACGUAGGAACCACCCAGCCAAAGCAUUUCUCUAUGUUAAGGAUUUAGCCCCCAUCCCAUCCAUGACUCACUCCAGAAACCUGUCAAACAAUUUCAGCACCACCUUUCAUUCUAAUUAAAUGGAAAGGUAGAACUGCAUAUCAUCAGCAUACAGAUGAUGACAUGUGCCAGAUCUUAGCAUAUUAUUCCUAAGAGUUUCAUACAGGUGAUAAAUACCAUAGGAGGCAGAAUGGGGCCUAACAGGACACCACAACCUAAAAGUCAUGGGAUAAUUUGCAUGUAGUGACCCUGCAGGUAGGAGCAGAACUACUAUAAUGGGUUACCUUAAAUUCCUUGAACCACCACAAAAGGAACACCAUGUGAACUCCUGUUUAAUCACCUGAAAUUGGAUAUUUGAAAAAUUCCCCAAAACAAUCUCUUAAUAUUAAACUUUCCCUAUCUCUUUGGAUAGGUGCCACCGCUUUCUCUAUGUAAUGCCAACUGCCAUCCUGGUUACGGGAAGAAAAAGAAGGAGGGGGAGAAGUUUUGCUGCUAUGAUUGUGAUCCAUGUCCAGAAGGAAUGAUUUCAAAUGAGAAAGGUUAGAGAUGACAUCUUAAGAUAAUGCAGAACCUCUGGGCUCCUGGCAAUUUUGUUUACAUUAAACUGCUGCAGGAGAGAAGGCUUGAAUUAACAGAUGUGUUUUUCUCAUUGAUUAUAGAUAACAUCAAUAUGUUUUAAUCUUUAAAACACCUUGAAGAUUUCUUUUUUACGUAGAAACUAAUAUAUUUUACCUCCAACUUCUAGAAAAUUUGGGUGGACUAGGUGUUUUCUCCUCUAAGAAUUAGGUUGUUUAACAAAAGCAUUUGGGCUUGAAGGUCUUAUACAUUCUGACCUGGUAAACACUAUGCUAAAUGGAUGAGUGAUGAGGAAAUUUAUAAGAAUACUUUUGAUUACUUCAAAUUGUCAUGCAUUCUUUGUUUGUUUUCAGACAUGGAAACAUGUGUCAGUUGCCCAGCAGAUCAGUAUCCAAACAGCGGCCAGGAUCUAUGCAUUUCUAAGAUUCCAAACUUCCUAGCCUUUGAUGAAACCUUGGCCAUUUUUUCAUCUUCCUCUGCACUUUUAUUCACUCUAAUCACAAUUCUGGUGCUCAGCAUCUUCAUUAAGCAUCGCAAUACAGCCAUAGUCAAAGCCAAUAACAGAAGCCUCACCUAUGGUCUCCUUAUCUCCCUCCUCUUGUGUUUCCUCUCUUCUUUGCUGUUUAUCGGAAAACCUAAUAUGGUGACUUGCCUUCUCCGACAAACUGCUUUUGGCAUUGUCUUCUCUGUGGCCCUCUCCAGCAUCUUAGCCAAAACCAUAUUGGUGGUUUUGGCAUUCAUGGCUACCAAACCAGGAUCCAAUAUGAGGAAAUGGGUAGGCAAAGAACUGGCUUAUUCCAUUGUCUUUUCCUGCUCCAUUGUCCAAGUAGGGAUCUGUGUCCUCUGGCUGGCAACCUCUCCCCCAUUCCCAGAUGUGGACAUGCACUCAAUGACUGAAGAAAUGAUAUUUCUUUGUAAUGAAGGGUCAGUCUCCAUGUUCUAUUGUGUUUUGGGCUACAUGGGCUUCCUGGCCACUAUCAGCUUCACGGUGGCCUUCCUAGCCAGGAAGUUGCCUGACACUUUCAACGAAGCCAAGUUCAUCACCUUCAGCAUGCUGGUCUUCUGCAGUGUUUGGCUCUCCUUCAUUCCAACCUACCUGAGCACCAGAGGAAAAUACAUGGUGGCUGUGGAGAUCUUCUCCAUCUUUGCUUCUGGUGCUGGGUUGCUGGUUUGCAUAUUUUCCCCUAAAUGCUACAUUAUUGUGGUGAGGCCUGACCUGAACAACAAAGAGCAGCUAACCCAAAGAAAGGUAUAAAUGGCAGUGGAAUUUGUGGUUCUGUUGGGUCUUAGAAUACAUGGACUUGCUGGCGGGUAUCACUUUCCGAGUUCCUUCUCUGGAUCUUUGUCGAGUUUGCUCCUUAACUGUUUGUCUGCCAAAGUGUCCCAAAGUCAAUGGGUACAGAUUUUUCCUCAGGUUCUACUCCCAAAGCCUUUUUCACAAAUGAGUAAUGCUGUAGUGCAGUGGAGGUUUAGGUUCAAAAUUUCUUUCUCCUAGGUGGGCUCCCUUCCUAGAUUUAUGAGACCCAUCUGCCCCUCAUUUUCCUCUUCAGCACCUGCAGUAGCCACCUUUUUGAACAAUGGGCCCACUUUUGCUCUCAUCUGCUAUAUCCUGUCUUUGCUUGCAGAGAAAUUCCAUAACUCACUGAGUAUUUGAGGCCCAUUGGCUGCCCUCACCUGGUUUAGGGAGCCAGUUGAAUCUGUUUCGUGGGAAGUGGCUGCUGUUGCAAGCAGACAACUUCUAGGAGCCACAGGUGAGAACUGAGCGCAGGGUGGGCGUCAGUGGUAGACAAACUACCCCAGAAGGAGCACGACUUGUUCCCCGCUAGAGUUACUACCCCUUCAUACAUCCCUGUCAUACAUCCAUACAUCCCUGUCAUGUAUUACUGUAUAUUUAAAGCAAAUGGAAUCUUAAUAGCAAAACUCUAAGCCUUUUCAUUUAGAAAUGGAUAAUUUCAGUUGUUCAGUGUUGUACAUGU
Podarcis lilfordi (Lilford's wall lizard) is the source of this 3517-nucleotide messenger RNA. The record is from the annotation of a GenBank genome assembly. Lineage: Eukaryota; Metazoa; Chordata; Lepidosauria; Squamata; Lacertidae.